Molecule: messenger RNA, 669 nt
Organism: Thelazia callipaeda (thelaziosis nematode)
Lineage: Eukaryota; Metazoa; Nematoda; Chromadorea; Rhabditida; Thelaziidae
Source: the annotation of a GenBank genome assembly
AUGCUGAUAUUAAUAUUCUGGGCAUACAUCAUUACAUAUGUAAGACCAACGCAUCGAAUUUGUCACUUAGAGCCUGCAAAUCGUUCGUUUAUUGGUACUUUGCGAGUUUCGUUAAUAACUGACAUAAACAACUGCAGACAAGAAUGUCUUGGAGUAAGUUUGGAUCAAUGCUCAUCGGUCAUAUAUAUUCCUGGGAGAAAUUUAUGUUUACUUAUAACUGGAGAAGAGGAAAGGAAUGAAUUUACUGAUGGAACUACAAAAUAUUUUCGCAGGAUAUGUCGACAGCGAGUAAGAGUACAAAGCACGCUACUUCACAAAACAUGUUUUGAAGAAUUCCCCGGAAAAGUACUACUUGGUGCUGUUGAUAAAUUAUAUAAAAGAAUGUCACAAAUGCAGUGUCAGAAAAUUUGUAGCAUUUCAUUACUGCAAGACAAUAUAGUGUGUAAAGCAGCUAUUUAUUACUCUAAAGAAGAAGAGUGCAUCAUCUCAUCAGAAAGUCGUUUUGAUUUGCCUGAAUUGUUCAUUGACGAUAAAGCAGCAAUUUAUAUGGAAAAUAGGUGUGCAGAAAAGUUUAGAAACAAAUCAUCAAACAGUGAAGGAAACAAAGAAGCUACACUGCAGUCCAUUCCUGAAGGCAAUAUAUUUCUGCAAGAUUUUUUAAAAAUUUAG